AUGCAGACAAAUAUAGAAGCAGCAGAACAUUUGAAUGGUAACGGUACAGAUGUCAAAGUCUUUUCUUUCUCUGACAUUGAAAGGGCCACAAAUAGAUUCUCACUUGAAAAUAAGAUUGGAGAAGGUGGUUUUGGAGUUGUUUACAAGGGAAUAUUACCUGAUGGAGAGGAAAUAGCAGUGAAAAGACGAUCAAAAGGUUCUAAGCAAGGAUUUGAGGAAUUCAAAAAUGAGACAACACUUAAUGCAAGACUGCAACAUGUCAAUCUUCUUCGAGUAUUGGGGUUCUGCAAUGACAAGGAAGAACAAAUGUUGGUUUAUGAGUACAUGCCAAACAAAAGCCUUCAGUUCCAUCUUUUUGACCCUACAAAGCAGCAUCUACUAGACUGGAGACAACGUGUUUGUAUCAUUGAAGGAGUAACUCAAGGGCUAAUCUAUCUUCAAGAAUAUUCUAGACUGACAGUAAUUCAUAGAGACCUGAAAGCUAGCAAUAUUUUAUUGGAUCAUGAGAUGAAGCCAAAGAUUUCAGACUUUGGCAUGGCAAGACCAUUUAAAAAAGAUGAACAUGAAGAAAACGCCAGUAAACUUGUAGGGACAUACGGCUACAUACCUCCUGAAUAUGUUGAGAAAGGGUUGUGCUCCAUUAAAUCUGAUGUUUAUAGCUUUGGUGUCCUCCUCCUACAAAUUAUUAGUGGAAAAAGGAUCUCAAGCUUAUAUGGAGUGAGUAAUGAUUUGAACCUCUUAGAAUAUGCUUACAUGUUAUGGAAACAAGGAAAAGGCAUGGAAUUCGUGGAUUAUUCACUUGAUGAUACAUCUUCUCCUUGCAAAUUGAUGAGAUGCUUGCAAAUUGCUCUCCUGUGUGUCCAGAAAUAUGCAGAAGAUAGGCCUAGCAUGCUAGAAGUUUAUUUAAUGCUAAGAAACGAAAGCAACUUCAUAGCAAGCCCAAAACAGCCUGCAUAUUCAAACGUAGGGAAUGAAGAGGCGUUGAAGUUUAUUCAACGGCCAGAAAUUUGUUCACGAAAUGAAACAACAAUGUCUCCAGUUUGGGGUCGAUAGCACUUAACAGUGUUAUAUUUUAAUGU
Molecule: messenger RNA, 1079 nt
Organism: Prosopis cineraria
Lineage: Eukaryota; Viridiplantae; Streptophyta; Magnoliopsida; Fabales; Fabaceae
Product: G-type lectin S-receptor-like serine/threonine-protein kinase B120
Exons: 6
Coding region: 1-1053 (350 amino acids)
Biological process (GO): protein phosphorylation
Molecular function (GO): protein kinase activity; ATP binding
Source: RefSeq, a predicted model, not a curated record